GGGAUUUCCCCAAUGUAUUUCACAACUGUCUCUCACUGACAACAUUCAAAAUAUAGUUUUCAUUCAUGAAAAGAAUUUGUGAGUCACCAGCAGUAGCACUGUUUUGCUUCGAGUUUAAAGUAGCUGUAGUCAUGGAAAAUAUUAUUUGUACUAAACAUUAGGAUUUUUUUGUAGGUUUUCUCUGGAAACUUUAUCCCAAAUGUAAAGCAACUUAAUUACUCCAUAGAAAGUACUGAGGGAUAUUUACAAACCAAAGAUGAGUAGAAGUGCAGUUAUGUUUCGUCAAAACAGUAAAGUGGAGAAAAUUCCAGAUGAUGAAAGCGAAGAGCUUUUGUCGAAGAAAACAGACGAGGAUGAAAAAAGUGACCAAACAGAAGAGGCUUCACUCAAGAGACCUAAUUCUCAAAUAACAUCAAACAAUUUUGUGCGAGCACUAAGUCGGACAAGUGAAAAGGACGAAAAUACAACAGAAUUAACCUUAAAUGGCAACUUGCAUAUUAUUAUGCCAAAUACAGACGAAACUUGUGGAGGAGCAAUUAAAUUACGAAAAGAUAAUUGUGAUGAUACCGAGAUUGAUAUUGAACCUGAUGAAAAACUUAAACGUAGGAAACAAAAAGGAUGGUGUAGCCUUCUGAAAUUAAAUUGCUCAAAACAAACAAUUUUGAAUAUAGUAUAUGGAUUACUUAUUAUAUCAGCAUUAAUUAUUGGGAUCAAAGCUUUAAUCAAAUACUCUGAAGAUGAACAUGACCGUUACUUCUACUGCUACCCUUGCCAAAAUAUGAACAUUUAUAUCAAAUAUACUAAAAGAGUUGAUAAUAUGUGUUGCACAGAUAAUCCUGUGGAGGAAACUGCAUUGCCAAAGAGCAGUCCUCUUACAUCACAAGAAAAAAAAGUAGUAGAUACAUCAUCAUACAAUGGCACUAGGAUCCUUGAGUUCCAAGCUAAUUUUGACACGCAGUGGGAGAGAAUCGGCAACAAAGAUAUCAUUCCAUGGACUCCAGUCACCAAUAUGGACACCAGUUUUGUAACUUUCAUUAAAGGAAGAAGCGAAUUGGAACUGCUACACGACGGGAAUUAUGUUAUAACGUUGUCCCUGACUACAGAUACUUUCAGUAGCAAAUCUGUUGACGUUCGAGCGAUGGCAUGCCUUGUUUUCCAGCCACCUUUUGGAGAAAACCCAAGGGAGGAAUGUAGACAAAUCACACAUGCUGACAAGAUGGUCGUACCUUUUCAGAUUUUCAAGUUUGAUAGUCUCAGAAGAGGGACAGUACUACAUGCUUUCAUAUUAUCAUCGAAGGGCGGCUUCAAAACACAAUCAACACAUAACAAACUGUACUUAGUGCUGUUGUAAAGACCGUACAAAGGGCAGUAACUCAAACUAGAAAAUAAACUGUGAUAUGAAUGUGUGUUUUACAUGGUUUUUGUUGACCACUAUAAUUAUGAAUGAGCGAUUGAUUGAAAGCGACGGAAUGAAAUAAGUAAAGUAUGAAAUAGAUGAAUGAUUCAUGAAUGUUUAAAAAAUAGUUACUCUCAGAGUAAACAUUUUGCAUCCUCUGUCAAUGUUUUAUUUGUCAUGUAUACAUACAAAGAUAAAUUUAUAACAUACAUAUAUGUAAAAAUAAUGUAUUAUUUAAUGUAAAUAAACAAAUAUGUAUAUAAAUGUAGAUACAAAAUAAAAUAUUUAUAUCUAA
This is a messenger RNA of Mytilus californianus (California mussel), 1691 nucleotides long. RefSeq lists its product as uncharacterized. NCBI's taxonomy places the organism in Eukaryota, Metazoa, Mollusca, Bivalvia, Mytilida, Mytilidae. The record is from RefSeq and is a predicted model, not a curated record. The transcript is spliced from 4 exons. Bases 257 to 1351 code for a protein of 364 amino acids.